Molecule: messenger RNA, 889 nt
Organism: Suillus plorans
Lineage: Eukaryota; Fungi; Basidiomycota; Agaricomycetes; Boletales; Suillaceae
Exons: 4
Coding region: 106-708 (200 amino acids)
Source: RefSeq, a predicted model, not a curated record
UAUCAGCAUUUUCUUGCCAGUCUGGCAGAACUAUAAAUAUGGGACUAUUCAGAAAUAUGUAGUCCCCAUCAACACACUUCCAAUAAUUCACUAGAUCACCAGACCAUGAGAUUAUACCGCCGCUUCGUGUCAUCCUUCCGGAAAUACUUUGUCGCUUCGCCAGCUUCAAAAAAGGGUCGCCCUGUGUCACCAGAAACUUUGGCUACUACCAAAACCGACCCGGAGGUUAAAACUCUGGGUAAGCGUUAUUCAUUGUCACCGUCAUUGAAGACUAAGCUCUGGACACCAGCCACUACCAAAACCGACCUGGAGGUUGAAAGUCUGGCCACUGCUACCGAAACCGACCCGGACGUUGAACCCGGCUCCGAAUCAUCCAGUAGUACUGAAAACCCAUUUUCUGGCGGUCCCAUGUUACUUCAGUCCAAUUCCACCACGACCAGUAGCUUGCCCGAGGCUGCAACUGGUACAGAUGGUCCCGCGGCCCCCGUCAGUCUCUCUGUGACCGAGCAAGCUACCUCAAAUGCUUCCACAGCACAACCCCCGGCUCAAGAUAGUCUACAUGCACGACCGGGCGAAGACACGAACAUAAGCUGCGUUUUUUUCGAUUCCAACUCGUAUGUUGGGUCACCUACAUUUAAUAUCGACUCAGAAGAUGCGACUGGAGCAAGUGGGCGACACAUUUCUAGCCUCGUUACUGUCAUAUGCUGAUCAGUCCUCUAGCAUACAGCACUCCCGAGAACAGGUUCUGGCCACAGCGACCACCAUCUUCAGUAGCCUAUUCCACUCGAAUAACUCAUCCCAUAAUACAUGAGCGUGUCAUGUAUUUCGGUCCUGGCACUGUAGUGGGUAGCCCGACCGUGAACGUCCGAUCUCCGCGUGCUUCUGGCGC